AAGAGGCGUUGAUUUGUUUACGAUUUUCAAUUUACACUAUCCGUGAGGGCACAAUUUGCCUUUACAGGAUUUGAAAUUUCUGAGCUAGAAGUUUUUUUAGAUAUGGAUCGUAUUAAGUAACCACACAAUUAUUGUCCGAUUAAUUAUUUUAUCAGAAAAUUCAUUCUAACCCGGUUGCAAUAAUUUUUUCGGCGAUUUUUAAGUGUAUUAAAAAAUAAUUGUAGCAUAUGUGAUUUUCCAAAAAUGUCAGGAUUUCAUCAAGAAGUUAAACUAUGCGUUUUAGGGGAUUCCGGUGUUGGAAAGUCUUGUAUCGUUCAGCGUUUUGUGCAUAACACAUUUAAUCCAUCUGUUGAAAGUACGAUAGGAGCAUCUUUCAUGACAAAAUGUAUGCUUGUUGAUGACUGCACAUUUAAAUUCAACAUUUGGGAUACUGCUGGACAAGAACGGUACAGGUCUUUGGCUCCCAUGUACUAUAGAAAUGCUGGGGCAUCGGUGAUUGUAUAUGAUGUCACAAACUAUACAAGUUUCCAGUCUGUUAAGGGAUGGAUACGAGAAUUGCAGCUACAUGGACCAUCUAAUGUUAUAAUGGCUAUUGCUGGGAACAAAGCAGAUUUAGGUGAAAGGCGGGAAGUCCCAACCAAAGAAGCAAAAGAGUAUGCACGUUCAGUAAAUGCUGCCUUUGUAGAAACCAGUGCUUUAACUGCUGAAAAUAUCCAUGAACUAUUCAAAGAAAUUGCUCUUAGACUGCCUAAAAGAAUAUCCCCAGAAGCUCCCAGUCACGAAAUACGCUUGUCUGAUAAACCUGGGAAAAAGAAAAGGUGUUGCUAAUUUUGAAGAAAUUUGUGCAUUUUGUGCCUUCACUACUUUUGGAAUCGAUUUUGAACAAUGUACUUCUCAGUGAUAAGUAUUUCUAAUGUGAAUUGUUGUUGUUUUUUUAGAUAAUUUAUUUUUUCAUAGAAUUGCCAAUUUAUGAUCUUUUACACAAGAUACGUAAUUUAUUCUGGAAAUGUUUAUACAGUAUUGUUUUAUGUGAUUGUUCUGAUUUACACAAUUGUAUUUAGAAUUUUAUUUGUUGAUAUUCUGUAAUUUGCUGGUGAAAAAUAUAUUUUUUAUUUAA
Molecule: messenger RNA, 1117 nt
Organism: Argiope bruennichi
Lineage: Eukaryota; Metazoa; Arthropoda; Arachnida; Araneae; Araneidae
Product: ras-related protein Rab-22A-like
Exons: 7
Coding region: 244-828 (194 amino acids)
Molecular function (GO): GTPase activity; GTP binding
Source: RefSeq, a predicted model, not a curated record